Ogataea philodendri is the source of this 252-nucleotide messenger RNA. RefSeq lists its product as uncharacterized. Lineage: Eukaryota; Fungi; Ascomycota; Pichiomycetes; Pichiales; Pichiaceae. The record is from RefSeq and is a predicted model, not a curated record. The coding region runs from base 1 to 252 and encodes 83 amino acids. The transcript has a single exon.
AUGGGUUUAUUCAGGAAGGAGCUCACCAGUGGCAGCCCCCCAGUGUUUACCACAAAUCCCUGGCGGUACAGAUUGUUCGUUGGAUAUUGGGCAACACCUCCUGCUCUCAAUGGCUUUGGUUCGUUGUUGUCAAAUGCGAAACUCACAGGUUGGGUUAAAGAAACACGCGAGUGUGCUUCGUCGGCCGAUAUUGGAUGCUCAAUUGGUCUUGUGAUUGAGUCUGGAAACCAAUCCAAUGGUGCAAACUGGUAG